Molecule: messenger RNA, 919 nt
Organism: Rhipicephalus microplus (southern cattle tick)
Lineage: Eukaryota; Metazoa; Arthropoda; Arachnida; Ixodida; Ixodidae
Gene: Sld5
Product: DNA replication complex GINS protein Sld5
Biological process (GO): double-strand break repair via break-induced replication; DNA-templated DNA replication
Cellular component (GO): GINS complex
Source: RefSeq, a predicted model, not a curated record
GAGGCGCUGGCCAAGCUGAAGGCGCUCACGGUGCGCACUCUUGGCGGUUCGCGCGAAAAGUUGCAGUUGCGAAAAGUUGCGUUUAUUCACUUGAUUUGGAUCAAUGGAUAGUGAGCCGGAUGUUGUGGAUAUAGCGAAUAAGUAUGGCUAUGGAGAAAACCUCGAAGAAGAGUGCACAUCGGCGGAGCAAGUCGUACAAAAGCUUGAAGAGGCUUGGAUGAAUGAGACUUUUGCUCCCGAAUUAUUGCCCUACCAAAAUGAUAUCGUUGACUGCGUUCUCGACCAGCUCAAGUACAUGCAAGAAAACCUACAAAGAAUUGACAACGCCGACUUCAUAGCCACGAUGCACAAGCUGGAAAUUGAACGGAUUCAAUACAUCCUUACGAGCUACCUUAGAACACGGCUCACAAAGAUAGAAAAGCACGGUGCAUACAUCCUUCGACAACUUGAAACAGUUGAUUCAGAUGAGUUGCUAUCUCCGUAUGAAAGAAAAUUUGCACGAGCGUACAUUGCUAGCAUUGAGGACUACCUACGGGAUGUUGCCUUGGUUCAUAUGCCCUUCAAUCAACAAGACUUCAACAUGGCAUCUGUAGAUAGAGGCCCUGACUUGGAUGAGUUUGUCUUUGUCAAGGUGAAAAGGCAAACAAUGGGUGUUCUAGUUGACGAAGGAACGUCACAAAGCAGAAUUAUGGACCAUCUCCCCAAAGGGAACCAUGAUGGGAUGCGAAGCAGCAGCGGUGCGCACGUGGUUGACCUGGCUGAAACGGGAGUCGACGCGGGUGCUGGUAGAACGGUUUGAAGAGAAACUCUGUGUAGCGUUUACUCAAGUAAAUGUUUCUUUGAAUCGCAAAUACACGGGAUGGGGGUUGUGUUUCGUGUAAGUUUCAUCGCAGAUAAACAAGCUGAAAGAGUGCUUCCA